Nomascus leucogenys (northern white-cheeked gibbon) is the source of this 3980-nucleotide messenger RNA. It is a transcript of the gene MELTF, whose product is annotated as melanotransferrin. Gene Ontology annotation, cellular component: recycling endosome; plasma membrane; extracellular region. The record is from RefSeq and is a predicted model, not a curated record. Gene Ontology annotation, biological process: iron ion transport. Lineage: Eukaryota; Metazoa; Chordata; Mammalia; Primates; Hylobatidae.
AGGGAGGAAGCCCGGCUGCUGCUGACUUCCUCGGAUCUGGACCCAGCCCCAGCCCGGCCCCAGCCAGCCCCGACGGCGCCAUGCGGGGUCCGAGCCGGGCCCUGUGGCUGCUCCUGGCUCUGCGCACCGCGCUUGGUGGCAUGGAGGUGCGGUGGUGCGCCACCUCGGACCCAGAGCAGCAAAAGUGCAGCAACAUGAGCAAGGCCUUCCGGGAAGCGGGCAUCCAGCCCUCCCUCCUCUGCGUCCAGGGCACCUCGGCUGACCAUUGCAUCCAGCUCAUCGCGGCGCAGGAGGCUGACGCCAUCACUCUGGAUGGAGGAGCCAUCUAUGAGGCGGGAAAGGAGCACGGCCUGAAGCCCGUGGUGGGCGAAGUGUACGACCAAGAGGUCGGUACCUCCUAUUACGCCGUGGCUGUGGUCAAGAGGAGCUCCCGUGUGACCAUUGACACCCUGAAAGGCGUGAAGUCCUGCCACACGGGCAUCAAUCGCACAGUGGGCUGGAACGUGCCCGUGGGCUACCUGGUGGAGAGCGGCCGCCUCUCGGUGAUGGGCUGCGAUGUACUCAAAGCUGUCAGCGACUAUUUUGGGGGCAGCUGCGUCCCGGGGGCAGGAGAGACCGGUUACUCUGAGUCCCUCUGUCGCCUCUGCAGGGGUGACAGCUCUGGGGAAGGGGUGUGUGACAAGAGCCCCAGGGAGAGAUACUACGACUACAGCGGGGCCUUCCGGUGCCUGGCGGAAGGGGCAGGGGACGUGGCCUUUGUGAAGCACAGCACGGUACUGGAGAACACAGAUGGGAAGACACUUCCCUCCUGGGGCCAGGCCCUGCUGUCACAGGACUUCGAGCUACUGUGCCGGGAUGGCAGCCGGGCCGACGUCACCGAGUGGAGGCAGUGCCAUCUGGCCCGGGUGCCUGCUCACGCCGUGGUGGUCCGGGCCGACACGGAUGGGGGCCUCAUCUUCCGGCUGCUCAAUGAGGGCCAGCGUCUGUUCAGCCACGAGGGCAGCAGCUUCCAGAUGUUCAGCUCCGAGGCCUAUGGCCAGAAGGAUCUGCUCUUCAAGGACUCUACCUUGGAGCUCGUGCCCAUCGCCACGCAGACCUACGAGGCGUGGCUGGGCCCCGAGUACCUGCACGCCAUGAAGGGUCUGCUCUGUGACCCCAACCGGCUGGCCCCCUACCUGCGCUGGUGUGUGCUCUCCACUCCUGAGAUCCAGAAGUGUGGAGACAUGGCCGUGGCCUUCGGCCGGCAGCGACUCAAGCCGGAGAUCCAGUGCGUGUCAGCCAAGUCCCCCCAGCACUGCAUGGAGCAGAUCCAGGCUGGGCACGUCGACGCUGUGACCCUGAGUGGCGAGGACAUUUACACGGCGGGGAAGACGUACGGCCUGGUUCCCGCAGCCGGGGAGCACUAUGCCCCGGAAGACAGCAGCAACUCGUACUGCGUCGUGGCCGUGGUGAGGCGGGACAGCUCCCACGCCUUCACCUUGGAUGAGCUUCGGGGCAAGCGCUCCUGCCACGCCGGUUUCGGCAGCGCUGCAGGCUGGGAUAUCCCCGUGGGCGCCCUCAUUCAGAGAGGCUUCAUCCAGCCCAAGGACUGCGACGUCGUCACAGCGGUGAGCGAGUUCUUCAAUGCCAGCUGCGUGCCCGUGAACAACCCCAAGAACUACCCCUCCUUGCUGUGUGCGCUGUGCGUGGGGGACGAGCAGGGUCGCAACAAGUGUGUGGGCAACAGCCAGGAGCGGUACUACGGCUACAGCGGCGCCUUCAGGUGCCUGGUGGAGAAUGCGGGUGACGUUGCCUUCGUCAGGCACACAACCGUCUUUGACAACACAAAUGGCCACAAUUCCGAGCCCUGGGCUGCUGAGCUCAGGUCAGAGGACUAUGAACUGCUGUGUCCCAACGGGGCCCGAGCCGAGGUGUCCCAGUUUGCAGCCUGCAACCUGGCACAGAUACCACCCCAUGCCGUGAUGGUCCGGCCAGACACCAACAUCUUCAUCGUGUAUGGACUGCUGGACAAGGCCCAGGACCUGUUUGGAGACGACCACAAUAAGAAUGGGUUCAAAAUGUUCGACUCCUCCAACUAUCAUGGCCAAGACCUGCUUUUCAAGGAUGCCACCGUCCGGGCGGUGCCUGUCGGAGAGAAAACCACCUACCGCGACUGGCUGGGGCUGGACUACGUGGCGGCGCUGGAAGGGAUGUUGUCUCAGCAGUGCUCGGGCGCAGCAGCCCCGGCGCCCGGGGCGCCCCUGCUCCCGCUGCUGCUGCCCGCCCUCGCCGCCCGCCUGCUCCCGCCCGCCCUCUGAGCCCCGCCGCCCCGCCGGAGCCCGCGCCCUCGGAGACCCGCCGCGCCCCAGAGCUCCCGGAGCUGCGAUUCCCGCCUGGGGAGUUUCCGCGGCGGCUUCGCGCUGGAAUCCAGAAGGAAGCUCGGGAAGGCCGGGCCCGGCGCGGGCGGAAACAGGCGCCUCCCCGGGAGCCCUGCCGCCCACGGGCGCCACCUGGCGCUGCUACCUGAGGCGCCGCCCCCGGCCCGCGCGGCCCUUCCCGCCAACCGCCGCCUCCCGCCACCUGGAGCCGCGCGGGCCGCACCGGAGGAGGCCGGUUGCCCAGGAAACCGCUGAGUCCGGGCUUCCCGCCGCCCGCCCCGCAGAGUCGCCCGAGGGGCCCGCCAGCCUCCUCCCCGCAGCCCUGCGUCCCCGUCCGCGAGGUCCCCUGGGGACGAGGUGGCCACCGAGGCACCUACACCCGGAGGCCCUCCAAGGAGACCCGGCCCUUGGGACAGCGGCCUCUCCUGGCGGGGGAGGGAGGGAGACCGGACCAGGGUGACGGGGAGAAACCCACCAGGGACCCCUAGGGGAAGGGCGCGCUCGGGGAGAAGCCUUCGCCAGCAGGACCUUGUCCGGGGUGGGGGCUCCAGCUCCUCCGACCGCCCGUGCGCUGGGAGGGAGGCCGACCCCGGGGAACUGCGUGCCCUGCCUCGUCCCCCACUGUGGCCGCGCCAGCUCCAUCCCGGGCCAGCCGCGUCCACGGAUCCCCCUCCUGAGUCUCCUCAGGCUCUCGCCUCCCCUACCCCCAUGGGAUGCCCACCGCCCGCACCCACGCCCAAGCCUGGCAGCAGCCGCCGCCCCCAGCCUGAAGGGAGCCGGAGGUGACCCAGGCCGCGGGCUCCCGAGGCCCCCUGAAGGGCUGGGCGUGGGGACAUGCCAUUCUUCUGGGUUCCGAGCGAGCGGGGGUGAGCUCCGUCUCCUCACCCGGCCCUGCACCUACUGGGCCUGGGGACCACUCACUCCCCGUUCCCGCCCCUGCGCGAGGCAGCAGAAAGAGCCUGGCCAGGGCCUCUCUCUACUCCAUUUUGCCACAGUUGUCUGAGAAGCCAGAAAAAGUUUCCAGAACUGCCAGCCCUUAAAAAAAAAGAAAAGGAAGAGAAGAAAUGGGAGCAGGCAGCCCUCGUCAGCAGACGGGGAGCCGCGUGGGCCCGGAGCUAUUUGCAUUCCGGUCUGCGGGGGCUCGGGGAUGCUGGUGACAGGCCUGGUUCCUGGUGGCUCGCCCCCACCUGUGGGCGUCGGGAAGGAUCCCUUCCAUCUCUCAGCCGCAGAGGAGGCCCUGGCAGCGUCCUGGCUGUAGCCAUGCAAUCCCAAGGAGUCCUGGUCACCCCACCGGGAGGGGCCACAAGGACCUGGGCCUCUGCCACCAAGCUUUGUCCCCUCUUGCUGUAGGGAGCCAGUGAUUCUCCUCCGACCCGAUGAUUGCUUGCUUUUUUUAAAAGGGAGAUUUGUGCGGUGAGAAGUGUGUUUCUGUGUGGCUACUCUGGGCUAGUGUGCUGUGGGCCACUGAAGGUGUGGCCUGCAUGGGUGUAGUGUAAGUGACGUUGGAUUGUCAGGUGGCAGUAGGGGGCCCCUGCUGUGUCAGUGCGAAUGAAAGAUGUUGGUUUGUUUCUAAAAUAAAGCCAAACAAGCCUGCACGUGCAGAGGCUUGGACCCUGAUAGAAA